AUGGCCCAUCGCUCGAGCAGAUGGGUGGGAACAGCUCUAGAGAGGCUGCUGCAUGCUUGCCAUGCUAUCAGAGAUGUGAUCAUCCUUCUUUCGUCAUUGUCGAGAACUAAUUCGAGUGGUGGAGAGGGCCGCCGCAAGUCCGAAAGAUGGUAUUCAAAGAUAACCGAUAACUUUGAGUGCCUGGAACAGGUUACUGAGGCUCUUGCACAAGCUGGUCUUGAAUCUUCAAAUCUCAUUGUCGGUAUAGAUUUCACAAAGAGCAAUGAAUGGAGUGGUAAACACUCUUUCAAUAAUCAAAGCUUGCAUCACAUUGGUGCCUCUUAUAAUCCUUACGAACAGGCCAUUUCAAUCAUCGGCCGGACUUUAUCUCCUUUCGAUGAUGAUGAUUUAAUACCAUGUUUUGGUUUCGGUGAUGCAACUACACAUGAUCAAAGUGUCUUCAAUUUCAAUCCCGAUUUGAGGCCAUGUCAUGGAUUUUCAGAGGCUUUAUCACGUUAUCGAGAAAUUCUUCCACAUUUACAAUUGUCAGGGCCAACAUCCUUUGCUCCUAUAAUUGAGACAGCAAUGAAUAUUGUGGCAGAGAGUGGAGGACAAUACCAUGUUUUAGUGAUUAUUGCUGAUGGACAGGUUACAAGAAGUAUAAAUACGGCACAUGGACAAUUAAGUUCUCAAGAACAGAAGACUAUUGAUGCAAUUGUAAAAGCUAGCGAAUUCCCAUUGUCAAUUGUUUUGGUUGGAGUUGGUGAUGGCCCAUGGGACAUGAUGGAGGAAUUUGAUGAUAAUAUACCAAACAGAUUAUUUGAUAAUUUUCAGUUUGUAAAUUUUACAGAAAUUAUGACAAAAAAUAUGUCUCAAAACCGAAAAGAGACUGAAUUUGCACUUGCAGCAUUAAUGGAAAUACCAUUACAAUAUAAAGCAACAAUUGAGCUUGGCAUCCUAGGGUGA
Messenger RNA from Dioscorea cayenensis subsp. rotundata (Guinea yam), 945 nucleotides. RefSeq names its product E3 ubiquitin-protein ligase RGLG2-like. The record is from RefSeq and is a predicted model, not a curated record. Lineage: Eukaryota; Viridiplantae; Streptophyta; Magnoliopsida; Dioscoreales; Dioscoreaceae.